Molecule: messenger RNA, 7713 nt
Organism: Episyrphus balteatus (marmalade hoverfly)
Lineage: Eukaryota; Metazoa; Arthropoda; Insecta; Diptera; Syrphidae
Gene: Wdr81
Product: WD repeat-containing protein 81
Exons: 6
Coding region: 380-6364 (1994 amino acids)
Biological process (GO): aggrephagy
Cellular component (GO): mitochondrion
Molecular function (GO): phosphatidylinositol 3-kinase regulator activity; protein binding
Source: RefSeq, a predicted model, not a curated record
CCAUAUUCCGUAUUUUUGUAGCAACUUCUAAACAAAUGAGUACACACCACACUCUCGUGUAAAAAAGAUUAUAAAAUUUAUUAAAAAAAAGACAAAAAAAAAACCAUAAAUUCUAAAUCCCCCAGUUCAAAAUAAACAAUAACUUUAUAUUGUGUUAUGUUUAAAAAAAAUACUUGUGUUCAUUUAAAAACAAACUACAAACUUUCUUUUUUCUACCAACACAAAAAAUUCUUAACCAUGACGAAGGCCUAAAAAGAAAAAAAAAUAAACAAAGAAAAAACAGAGAAAUAACCUUGUUCUUCAUUGAAUUUUUUGCUGAUAAUAAUGCAGAUUAAAAAAAUAUAUUAAUUAGAAACUUUGUAAAAAAGAAAACAAGCAAAUGGAUUCAAUUUGGUCCGAGUUGGGUAUUGCCACUCAACACGUUCGUGAGACUUCAUUGCCAGAUCGUUUUGUUGUAAUUGUUGACAAAGGAUGGCUGCAAUGUCUCGAACAGAAAAAGAAACUAACAGACUUUCCAAUUUAUCCGGGAUUGGAUAAACGAAUCCAUCCGCAGAGGCUAGAGCAUCCUUGGACUAAAGUUCAUGUGCAAAUUUAUCGCAAACAAAACCAUAAAGUAUUUCCAUUGCCUCGCAAUCGCGAUGCUAGUUUAGUAACAGUAACAGAUGAUGUUACAGUAGUGGGAGACUUGCCAAUGACAUACUCGCAGGCCGUAAGUUAUGUUUCCAAUACAAAUUUCAAAAACCUCUGGGAAACUGCAUACAAAAAAUACCCCGCUUCGCAUUUGAAAUUUUCAAAGCAAGCCACCCACAGCAAUAAUGGAAGUGGAGGAAGAAAUCUUGAUCAGUCCUCCUUCCUUCCCUACGACAUAAUACUACGAGAACUCAUUCAACGUAUUUUCAAUUGCUCAGUAAUCCAUUGCAAUAAUACCCACGUCCACAUUGAACCACAUCUCGUUGUAUUACCAACUGCCGGUGGUGAAUGUCAUCCCAAUGUCCUACCUGCGCUGGCCGCCAUUGAAACUAGUUUACACAUUGCCGUCAUAUUUUAUCCAACAGCCAUCGAGACUUCCCUCUAUGACUGUAUAACAUACAGUCCGGCUAUAUUAAGUAAAUCUAACAAUAAAUCCCUAUUCAUAAUCUAUCAACUACUACAGCUAACCAAAUACUUGUCAAAAUUGGGAUUAUUCCUUGGAGAUUUGCGAUUGCAUGAUAUUCUUGUUGAGGAUAAUCUAUGGUUGCAAAUAAUUCCCAGAAUUGAAUCAAAUAUCAUUCAACAGGAUUUGGAUGAUGCUUCACCAUCGACAGAUAAUCCAGUAAAUGAUGAUGACGAUGAUGAUGAGUACUCUGGCAGUACAAAGCUUGAUUUGAAAUUUGCUUAUGACUUGGAACAAUUUACAUUGCGGGAAUAUUGUGAAAUGUGGUGUAAUGGUCAAUUAUCGAAUUUUGACUAUCUAACAAUAUUGAAUAAUGCAGCUGGUCGAAGUGUAACGAAUCCCGAGUACCACCACAUUAUGCCAUGGGUAACAGAUUUUGCACAUCGCAAUGGAGCCAAUUGGAGAGAUUUGUCAAAAAGUAAAUAUCGUUUAAAUAAAGGAGAUGUUCAUCUCGAUUUGAUGUUCAGAUCGCAUGGAGCAACAUCGAGUCAUGAUGUUCCACAUCAUGUUUCGGAUUUCCUAUCGGAAAUCACUUACUUUGUCUAUAUGGCUAGGAGAACACCUCAGCAUAUACUUUGUCAUCAUGUUCGACCUAUUUGGGUGCCUGCUGAGUAUCCUGUUUCGAUUUUGCGAUUGCAAGAAUGGACACCAGAUGAAUGUAUACCCGAAUUCUAUUCAGAUCCAAUGGUUUUUAAGAGUAUACAUGAAGAUUUACCAGAUCUUGAGUUACCAAUGUGGGCGAGUUGUCCAGAGGAUUUUAUUGCAAAACAUCGAGAAGCAUUAGAGAGUCAGCAUGUUAGUGAGAGAUUGCAGUUGUGGAUUGAUUUGAACUUUGGAUACAAAUUAACAGGAAAAGCUGCUGUAAAAUCAAAAAAUGUUUGCCUCAGUAUGGUUGAUAAUCACAAAAACCUAUGCCAGCGAGGAAUCGUUCAACUUUUUACCCAACCUCAUCCACCAAAAAGAUUUCCCUCACCCUGGAUGAGUAAAACUCCACCACGUCUUAUCGAUCUCAAUCGUCGUCUUGCCAGAAGUCAAGAUGAUAUCUCAUCCCCAAAUAUCAGAUCUCCAUCUAGAGAAGUCGAUUCACCUCUUCUACAAACAACUCCACAGAGAUUUGGCAGACUAAGCCCCAAAACCAUACGUACACCAAAUACAAUUAUCGAAGACAACAGUCAAUUAAUUGAAUCUUCCACAUCAAAUUUCUACCCACCUCCAAAGAUUAUAGAACUACCAAAAGACUACAAGCCCUAUGCCUUCUUACAUAGCUUAGAAACCAUGGAAAUAUUUUUUUCAAAAACUUUCCUCGGCCAAAGGGCAUCUCAAAAUCAUACCGAAAAAAUGGCACACAAUGAUUUGCUUUUUGAAGAAUCUGAAAAUUCAUUCACAAAUCAAUUGUUUGCUGAUAAUUUUAGUCAAAUUGAAAAUCAACCUAAAUCCAUUGAUAACCAACGAGGGGCAAAAGCAAAGAGUUUCAUUGUGCCCCAUCAAACUGGAUCGAAACGGAAUCUUAAGCAAAUUUUGAUUGACAAACGUGAGAAGGACUUGCAAGUCAUUGGUUGUAUUAUGGUGGAACUUUUUGUAUUGAAUAAGCUACGACCGCUUUUCGGUUUGAAUUCAAGCUUUGAAGAACGACUUAAAGCAUGUCGAUUGGUAGCAGCAUCAAAUGCCUCCGAAAUUCCCAAAUGUCUGCGGUAUGUUGUAAAGUUACUAUUAAAUCUCAAUACUGUAGGACUGGUCACAGAACAAGGUUUACCGCCUCCAACUGCUCAACAGCUUCUGGAACCUAUUUUUGCUCAUAAUCUAAUACCUUUCCCCAACACCUACUUUCCAAUCUACACCCUCCUUCGGACUCUACAUAACUUUGAAUUCGACUCCACGCUUCUGGAGCUUUGCACUCACUUCAAUUGUGAUGGGAAAGAUUGCUCUAGGUACACAGAAAUUGACCGUAAACGAGUGCUUUUUACCAGGAAAAUCGCCGAAUGCAAAGUGAAGGCGUGCUGCGUCCAAAUCGAAAAACUGCUUGAACCAGUUGCCUAUGAGCAAUUUGGCUCUGUGGAGCUACUCCUUCCCCACAUAAUUGACUUGCUUCGCAAUGACGAAACAUCCAUCCUAACAGCUUGGUACUUAUUUGAUUUGAUGGCAACAGCUGUUGGUAUUCGAGAAACUCAAAAGCAUCUCCUCGAGCCAAUUAUGAAACUCUAUGACAUUGAAUCUUAUGAUCGUGGGACAGUCGGAACACGUAAGGUAAUGGACGGAAGCAUAAACUCAAUUCGGUUCACAACGAGUUCAUCGUUCAAAAGUCGAAAAUCAGUUAAACUCUAUCAUCAUAGCUUCUUGUUGCGCUUGAUUGUGAGAUUCGGAUUGAAAUGCUUUCUGGACAAUUUCAUAGCACCUUUGAUUGAAGCAGUCGGUGGCUAUAAAGAGCCUGAGGAUAGCUCUGGUUUUCAUUAUCAUAGCAAUUCAAAUUCACGUCAGAAUCGAUGUGGAAAGAAUUUCAAAUUCUGUUGCAAUGACGAAUCGGAAAACUCAAUGACGUUGAUUUCUCCCGAAGCCGAUGCCACACUCUCGUUUGAUGCCUCGACUAAACAAGAAAUCGAAGAUGUAUUUAGUUUUGAUGAUGACAAUUCGGAUAAGUCUAGUAAUGUGAUUGAUCCGGAGAAUAAAUCGGUAGACUCAUUUGAUAGUAGACCUUUAAACGCUGAGGAAGCUACCGAAGACACAAGGAUUUAUACUCCAGAGAAAAUGGCUAUUAAUGAGAUUUUCUAUGGUCAGCGACUAUCCAACAAUUCAUUUGAUGAAGAUAAAAUUUCCAUUAAUAGUCAAACAGAUAGUCCAUCAAAAAUGGUCGAUUCUUGCCUAAUGGGUCCAAAGUCACCAACUAUUGAUAUUCCAAGUGCUUUCAGGAGAUCGUAUCAGUUGAAUACAAUUGAUUGUGUGAUUGGAAGUAAGAAAAGUGUUGAUUCGUUUGAUUUGAUUGACGAGGCUCAACAGCAACAACAACAACAACAGCAACCAAAGAGUAGCAGCAAAAGUGAACCAAAUGACUCGCUUCAAGCAUCGGUUAUUUCAAAGUUAUCCGAGGCAAAGUCGUUGCAAAAUAAUCGAAUAUCUGAAAUGAGUUCGGAGAGUUUAAUUUGGUUGUCUCAUCGAUUGGGACCGGUUCUAACUGCCCGUUAUUUGACAAAGAAUUUGUUGAAAAUGUUGUCAUUGUGCUAUGUGGGUCAGGAGAAUCUCCUUCCUGAGACUUAUGAUUCUGAAGAAUCUAGUAAUUUGAACUAUUUUUCAACUUCUGAUGCUAAAGUUGUAGGAGACCGAAAUGCUGAAAGGGUUUUGGAGUGUUUAACUGCUGUUACUGCGCUUUUUGGUGAGGAAUUCAUUUUGUUGCAAUAUUUCCCACACAUUGGUGAGCUGGUUGCCCUCUGUCAGAAACGAAUCACACCUAGUUUGGAAGGUGCUCUAAUUAGUUCAUUGCAAUUGCUGAAAUACCUUGUCCCGUGCUUGAUUGAAAGUACAAUAAUGGAGAGAUUAAAGGAUGUUAUUUUGGACACAAUCAUAAUCCCGAUUAUUAUUCUUCUUGGCUCAACACGUUGUCUAAUGCCAAGUGGCUUCCUUGGUCGCAGUGUAUUAGCCCGCAAGCUCUUGGAUGCUAUUUAUGUUCUAUCUGUUCGUAUUGGUCCCGAUAUGUCCAAGGAACACCUCUGUAUUCCUGCCCUACGAAAAUUCUUCCUCAUUUUCGAUAAGGCCUAUGGAAUUGGUGAAAAUUUCCGUGAUAGUAGCGACGAUAUUGGCAUCUCACCACCCAAUUACAUGGUUGGUGGCAAUGAAGAUGCUGGUGACUUUCAAGAUCAUCAGAAAGAAAACGAAGAAAUCCGUGAUGUCUUCAGUCCAAGUUUAGCCCACUGUUCGUAUUUAGCGUUUCUACGUUUUCUCGGCGAAUCGAUUAUGACAAAAACUGUAGUCAAUUUGGAAUUCAUACUCACUCUGUGUCAUGAAUUCGAACAGCCUGACCUCUCUGCACCGGAUGAUGGAAGUGCAAAUUAUACGCCAGAAUCAUCCAGACGAGGUUCUGUGGAAGAACAACAGACUGCAAAUAGUUUUGGCACUACAAUGGUUGGAAAUCGAAUUGAAGUAGCGACAACAAGUACUAAACAGGAAAUGGGCCCAAUGGAAGUACUCGAUAUGGUGGCUUAUAAAUUCGAUCAAAUCGGAAAAACACGUCAUUUGCGUGGCAAUUGGUUGGCAUAUUGGCGCCAUGAGAUUAGCCGUCCUGACAAAGAUUCCCAUCUUAGUUUGAAGCAGAUUAAACUGCAGACUUUUGCUGGACAUACAAACUCCGUUCGAGCUAUCGUCGCUCUUGACAAUGAGAAUAGUUUUAUGUCAGCGUCGAAAGAUAAAACCGUCAAAUUAUGGUCACUCCGAAGUGAAGGCGACGGUAAAAAAGUUUCCUCUUGUCAAUUCACCUACAACAGUCACAAAAAGUCAGUGCAUUCGCUGGCUUUCCUAGAAUCGGCUAGAUUUGUGGUUUCUUGUGAUUCGGGAGUGCAUAUGUGGGAUCCAUUUAUUGGCCGUCCGCUGGGAAUCUUAGACUCUCCCAGACACAAUCCAGUCACUGUUGUUCGAUGUUUUCCUUCACCCAGUCCACUAAUCAUUGCCGGAACAGCUGAGUCGUCGGUGAAGAUCAUUGAUUCACGAACCAUGCAAUAUGUAAAUGAAUGGCGUUUGAGUUCGAAUCUGAGCAGCACAGUUCGAUGUCUAGCCGCAUCGCCAUCUGGCAAUUGGAUAGCAGCUGGGCUUUCGUCAGGUGGAAUUUCAAUUCUAGAUGCGAGAACAGGAAUUCUGUUAUCAUCGUGGCGCCCAAUGGAAUGUGAUAUGUUGCAGUUAGCUGCGUCCAAUGAUACUCAACUAAUUAGCUCUGCUUUGGAUCACAGUAUUUCUGUGUGGAAUGUAAAUGAUAGCAGUCUACAAUAUCAACUAAAACCCCCACCAGAACCAGCCCACUGCCUUCAGCCUAUUGGCUCUGAAUUAGUUUUUGCAACCACCGCCAAUCGCAUUGGCAUCUAUUCAGACAUUGGAAAUCGAGACGCUACAUGUUCGGUGACAAAACUUCGAUCAGAAACACUGCGAGGUGUCCUUACAAGCCUUGCUGUUUUACCUUUAAACCGAACCUUCCUCGCAGGCAAUGAAAGUGGAAACAUUGUCUUAUUGUGUUAAAUCUCAGUUGAAUUAUCAUAAAAGCAUUUUUUUUUUGUUGUAUUUUUUUUUUUUUAUUUUAAGUUUCCCAAAAUCGACCUUAAAAUUAAUGAGCUUAUUGAACAAAUAUCAAUUCUUUAUAAAUAUUUAUUAUAUUAUUGUUUUUUUCUUAAUUUUUUUUUUAUUAUUACACACAAUUUAGUUAUAUAAAUAUACCUAAAAAAUAUACAAGACAAAGUGAUACAAAUAUACACAGAAAAUGUAUAGUUUUUUUUAUAAUAAUAAUUUAUCAAUUUUUUUUUAAUAAUAAUUGAAGAAAGGGGUGCAAAAUGUUUAUAAUUUUUGUUUGUUAUAUUAUUUAGUUGUUUUAUUUAUAUCUUUUUUUUGUUUUGUUGAUUGCACUUUGGAACCCAUAAAGACAUUAUAUUCCAUUAUUUAUUAAUGUAACAUAACAAACAAGAAAAAAAAUAAAUAAAAAUUUCAAAAAUAAUGCCAAUAACAUUCCAGUUGAAAAAAAAUUAAAUUAAUAAAUAAAUACAAAUAAGUUAAUGGCAUGUAGAAUGGAAAUAGGUAUAAAUUAAAAAAAAAAAAUAUAUAAAAAUAAAAAUAUUUGCAUAUUCUAAAAAUUGUUAACAUUAUUGCGUUUUAUAUGAUUCGAUUUAUAUUGGUGACACUACAGUGCUAUGUGGGUCGCAACCACAUUCAAUAGUCCUGUUUUAUUUUGCGCUUCAAGUCAUAACGAUCACCCUUCAUCUUCGAAUAAGUGAAGUCUUUUAUCUUCCUGAGAGAAUCUCCGUUUCUCACAUUUUUUACUAUGCAAAGCAAUAAAUUAUAUCGGAAAUUUGCUAUGAAUCCCGAAAAAACAAUCAGAUAGUUUCAUACAAACUGUCAUUACGAGCGAAUUCUGUGAUUGUUUUUUAUCGGGAUUCUUAAACGGAGAUAUAAAUAAGAAGAAUUAUAGAAUAUGAAUUGAAAUUAUUCGUGAGAAUAAAAUUAUCCAGUUCGAGGCACAGUUUGUAGCGCAUUUUCCUCAAGUUGUUUUGUCGGCCAAUAUACAUAUUUUCAAAGAAAACGUAGGUACUUUUUUAAAUUUUUGUCCCAAAAUUACACCGGAAGAGAGUUCCUUUCGAUUCUAUGUGCUUUCAACAAAAUUAACCUUAACCAGGCCAAUUAUGGCAGAGGUGCAACGGAAAUUUGGCAGAAAAAAAAAGUUAUGCACCAUGAACAAGGUAAUUGCCGUACAACAAAACCUUCUAAAAAGGGACAUCCCGGAAACUUUUGGUUUUCAGUUAUGAAUAGAGCCUACAGAGAACUUUAUUUUGAUAUCUCAUUCGAUGGAUUUGGAGAAAAUUUUUGAAAAUUCCGUUUUU